Schistosoma mattheei is the source of this 2581-nucleotide messenger RNA. The record is from the annotation of a GenBank genome assembly. Lineage: Eukaryota; Metazoa; Platyhelminthes; Trematoda; Strigeidida; Schistosomatidae.
AUUUAAGAGUACGCGGUAACAAUGAAUAUAGUGAACAAAUGCUCAAUAUUGAUUCAAUUCAAUGUGAUCAUGAAUAAAUUGUAUUCACUUGAUUGAUAUUUACUUGGAUACAUUUUUGUCAAUCAAAUUAUUGAUUACUUCAAAUCGGCGGUGGGGGGGAGGUCAAAGAUCAAAUCUUAUAAAUGAGUCCUAUUCACUGAGUUGUUGCAUCAUAGUUGUAUGAUUACAUUGACAUUUAGUUUGUGUUAUCAGUAAAAGUUAUACAACUUCUUUUGUUCUAGUGUUUCGGUGUAUCUGUUCUACUCAAAAAUUAGAACAAUCAAAAUGAAUGAAAUCUCUACAGCAUCCAUUGAAGAGACACAGAUUAUCCAAAAAACAAUCAAUAACAUGAUAAAUACUAGAAACCAACAGCACCAAAUCACCAUGAUGGAUGAACAGUCACUGAAUUCUCUUCUGAUUGGUAUGAAUCCGUCGCAAGAAAUCCUUAAACUGAUCCUGGCUUUAUACGCUCUGAAACUACCAAUUCAUUCACUACCCAAAGAGAAUAAAGCUACUCAGACUGAAGAUCCGACAAAUACGUCACUUAUCUCAGGUUAUACAGGACUGUCAUCAAAAUGUGUGAGUAUUUCACAAGUGGCUUCCAGUAUAUUCAGUUCAAACAGAGGAAAUUCAAUGAACGACAGUCAAGAAAAGAAUUCAUGUCCAUUUAUUCGAGUUGUAACGCAUAAAAAUGGUAUACUCGUUCAUUUGGGCCAACUGGUCAGUUUAUCUGAGGAUCAGAAAUCAUUUAUCAUGCGCAAUGUGAUUAGUUUCGACCCGUUAAGAGUACAUGAACGAACAAUUUCAACAUUAGAACCAGCGGAAAUUCUUGCACUCACUGAAUCCAAACUUCAAAGUCAACAUGGUAAAAGGGGAAAUUUAUUGUCUGAUUAUUUACAAAAUCAAAUGAUGUUCAAUGCUUCAGUGAACUCAUCGUGUGAGAACAGUAAACAUGUGGAUAUAUCAGAGCAAAAACAUGAGGCAGUGCACGGUCCGUUACUUAUCACUCCCAGUGAUGUCCUUAUUCGUUUAAGUGAAGUACGCGAGUUAAGCAUUGUUCCAGUAAUUCGCUUUGACCAUCCUAAGCAAAUGCGAAAAGUCAGCUUGAAGGAUGGAUCUGAAAGAAUAACUGAAGUCAAGAAAUAUGGCCCCAGUCAAGACAUCGUUAAUACAAGUAAAUUGUCAGAGAGUACAAACAAGCGGUCAGAUUCAUCAUUACAGUGUAAUGAAUCUACGGAUAUUACCAACAGCUCUAAAAGUCUAGAUCCAUGUGACGAUACUGAUCAAUUAAGUGAAGUGAUGACUAACGGCUUUUCUAAACGCAAGGAAAUCGACCAGGAAUUUGGCAAGAAGACUUCAAUGAGGAAAGAAAAGAACAAGGUGAAAGAGGAAGUUGAAAGACUAGAAAAAGGAAAAGGGAAGUCGAAAUCUUCGAUGAAGCAUUUAGAAUUCUCCGAAAAUAGAUCUACCACACAAAUAAGCUGCAAUAACAGUACGGACUGUAACAACAAACAAAGUGUCCAACAAAAUCUACAAAAACAAGUCCCAGUAGAACAGAACAAAAACAGUGAAGCAAAACCACUAUCUUUACACAAAACAAGAAGACGUAACACAUCUGCAGAAAGUAGAAGGCGACGAGAAAGACGUCUUUUGAACAAGCGAAGAUAUUCAGAGUGACCUCGCUUCGAUCUUCUUGGAACUUGUCAGAGCUGCAUGUACCUGAGUAUACUAGUGAUGAUGUUCUCAAUGAAUUCAUGUCUCACCUCAAACACCAUUAUUAAUAGACCUCAAGUACACCCAACUGACGAUAAAUUCCCAAUUUUGUUAAAUCUUGUGCUUAUAAAAAACAGUGAAAUCGACUGCAUGCUCAGUUAUUUUAAUAAUAGCCUAUUAAAUUAGCGUUGUUUAGCCCUAGUUACAUACUUUUUUCAGUGAUUUAAUGUUUACCACCCAGUAACGGUUGUCAGGGUGGCAUUUUCUUUUCAUUUCGUUCGAAUAUGUGUUAACUGAAAUGUGUGCUUAACUCAAAGGAAUUUAAAACUAACAUACUCUGUGAUGUUUUCAAACAUUUAAAUAAGGGUCGAGUGAAAGAUAUCAGGUUCUUUUUCAAACGCUCAUCUUUCAGAUUAUUGAAUUGUGAUCCAAUAAUCCCCAUUCCUAGCCUUAGUCUAGUCGACAUUAAGCUAGGUGACUGCACAAAGUGCUGACUGUUGAAAAAUUCAAUAUCAGGGCAAAAUGACUACAUAGUGCAUUCUAGUUUACGCUGGUACUACAACCAACAUCCAUCCGUAAUGAAAGUCGACCCACAUAAAACAUUUUUCAUGUAACACAGUUCCUUCUGUCAAGACCGUUUGAAGCAUAUUUGGAAUGGUCCCUACAAUGUAACUUGUACUAUUGUCUAAUUGUUGAUUUUUUCAAAGAAUCUGAACUUCUUCUAUAGCCUCAGGUGAUUAGAACGAUCUUUAAGGAGAGAUAUUUUUUAGAAUUUCAGUAUUCAGAAAGAUGAAAUACUUUCUUCCCACUUCAUCUAACACAGUGAGGA